CGCAGCCUCCCCAGACGCUCUGUAGCUUUUUGAAGCUUUUCGCUUGUUUUUAGUCACUUCACUGUCGCGUCAUUCACGCUACCUAUAACCUCACGGCGAUUUUUGGAUUUACACCCGGAUCCGAUCUCUGUCAUCGCUUGGGUCGUCGAUUUAAGUGAUUCGAGAUCUGAAUCGAAAUUUCACUCCACUUCGUGGAAAAUGGACAACUCUGAUGUUAAAACAGCUACUUUUGACUCACAGGGGUACAGUCCAACAUACAAAAGGAGAAGGACAGUGGAAGAUUUCAACAAGUUUUGUACAUUCGUCUUGGCCUAUGCGGGUUAUAUUCCAUAUCCACAGGAGGAGGCGCCGCUCAGGAGCAGCUCGAGUCCUCCUAACAGCACGGGGAGCACAGCAGACAGCGACAGCCUUUCCUCUCCUGAUAAGCAUCUGCACAAAAGCCGCAAAAGCUUCAGCGGCUUCAAGAGACCUGCAAGUGACGAGCCUGAGCUUCACAAGCGGCCCAAAUCCACAAGCUUCCUCCUCGAGGGAUGCAAGAAAACCGAUAAAAUGAAGAAGAAGAAAAAGAAGCCAAUGGAGAACAGCAAAUCCGACGAGUCCGCAUCUUUCCUGCCGUUUUCCUCAGACACCAGAGCGGAGAUUUCUUCUUUCAGUCGGGCUGUCAAGGAGGAGCCGGAGGAUUACAUCAGCAUCUCUUCACCAUCAUCUUACCCAGAGCGCUCCACUCACCCCGGCACCAGCUCUCCGCUCAGGUUCACAGGCUCCCACGGCACCGUAGGCUGCAAAAAGGAACCAGAUGCCGAGCGGGCGUGCUGGGAUUCCUCGGCUAGCUCGGGAACAGAGUCCAGGGGCGAGAGCAGGGAGAGGCUUGCGCUGCCCGAGGGAGAAGCCGUGGUGAUGAAGAUGGAGGGAUUCCCCGGCACUAGAACGGUGAUACGCCAGGGAAAGCAGGUGGUGUUCCGAGAUGAAGACGGUUCCGCAGACGAUGAGGACAUCAUGGUCGAUUCAGACGACGACUCAUGGGACCUGGUGACAUGUUUCUGCAUGAAGCCGUUCGCCGGCAGGGCGAUGAUUGAAUGCAACCAGUGCAACACCUGGAUCCACCUGUCCUGCGCCAAAAUCCGCAAAUCCAACGUCCCGGAGACAUACACCUGCCAGCAGUGCAAAGACUCCAAAUUUGACAUUCGGCGCUCGAACCGUUCGCGCAUGGGCUCUCGAAAACACCUUCUAGACUGACGGUGUAUGCGCCCCUCCCCUGAGGACGAACUCCCAUCAAGACAGGAGAAGAAUUCCAAAGAGGAAGGGCUCUGACUAACUAACAUUUUUUUUCCUUUUUUUUUUCUUUUAUAUAUCGUCCUCCUUCCUUUUUUAUUCUUUUUUUUUUUUUUUUUUUUGGAGCGUAAGGCAAUCAUAACCUUAGAUAAUGCAUUACCAAGAAAAGAUUCUGCAGAUGCUUGAAAACGGACACCAUGUUUUCUUUCACGAGACACUUUCAGGAAGAGGAACGAGGACGAUGGAUUGCACAUUUUUUUUUUUUUUUAAGGGAGCGUAUGUACCCAUAGCUUUGAAACGUAUGUGUGUUUGUUCAAAGUGUUACAUUGAACUUGUUUAACUUUUUGGAAGCCCAAAAUAUCUCAGGAACUGAGAUGGGGUUACAGUGACAACACAGUACGCAAUCUGCCCUUGAGCGAAUAAUUAAAGAUUUUUUUGUUUGUUUGUAUUUGUCCUCAAAGCAUCCUGUCCUUAAGGUGUCUAAAAAGCGUCUCACAUGAUGUACUUCACAUCCAGGACGUCCAGUUGUGAAUUUUCUCCUUCACUGUUAUUAAGGUCUCAGCAAAAACUGCCUAAUGUGUUCUUCACACGCACUUUGUCUUACUUCAUUGUGACCUUUGACCCGAGUGGCAUAUUUUACAGUAUAUUUGCCCAGAAGCAAAAACAAAAUGACUUUAAAGUACAUUUUAUUUGUGUGUGUGUCUGUUCAGAUUUUUGGCAACUUUGGAAACAUGUACGUGGCCCUGAUUUUGAAGAUUUAUUACCUUAACUUAAUUUUCACUCGUACUCAGCAAAUAUUUUCCAGAUUCUAGCUAGUUUUUGUAUUAUUUUGUAUUUAUUUUUUAUUAUUAUUUUUCCCCGUACUGCAAUCGACUUGACCCAGCACCAACUUAUCAACAAUUAGAGUUGGAAUUCUCAUUUGUCUUUGUCCUUGGUUUGAACACAGCUGUAGUCAAACACACCCCACUGCACUUUUUACUAGUUUUUAAAAGUUUUUACUACUUUUUGUUUCUUCCUCCCAUCCUAAAUCUCAUGUCAAUGCAACUAUUUAAAAUACUGUAGCAAGACGUUUUUAUUGCACUAUGCCAUGCUUGUAAGGCAUUCUUAAGAAUCUUUUUUUUUUUUUUUUUUUCCUUCUUUUUUUAAACCCCCUGGUUAAAUACCACACACGACAUUCUAGCAUUAUGUAGAUGAGCUGUGUAAACUCCCCUCGCUUAACCGUAAUGGUAGGUCAGUCGCCAGGGCCGCGUUAGUUUUUCAUAUUAGAGUAGUGGCCAUUCAUUUCUAUUUACACUCCGUGUCUUCAGUGUUUGAUUUUGAACUUUAAGACCAUUUUCCCAGUUUAUUCUGUUUGUUGUUGCAUUAACGUGCUGAUAGGAGCAGUAAAGCAAGAAAUCUUUAAGGGAUGUUUAUUAGAUGUUGGAACUCCGUUGUAAUUUAUGUUUGUGUUUCAGUUCUAUUUACAUGUUUAGAAUUUCCUGCGAAACACAAAAAUGCGAAGCCAGUCAGUGGCGACUGAAAAGUAAUUUCCUGAGCUCUGUGGUGCAGAACUGAUUUGAGAAACGUUACGUUUAAUAGCUCGUUACAGAUAGCAUAAAGCUCAUUCGCUGGUCUGUACCACUAUCAAAUAACCACUUUGAUUUUUAAUUCCUUAACCUGUGUUUUCAGUACGUGUGUGAACAUUUGCAACUUCAGUGCUCCACGUAACAAGCCCUUUUAAAAAAUAUAUAUAUUUUAUGAUCGUCUAGAUCAUAAUGGGUCAGUGCUUCGGUAAGCAUGCCCCAGUGGAAACGUCUCCUGAGAAUAUAUACUUUAUUAUUUAGAUAGUUUAGUUUUCUCAGGGUCGUUUGCUGUAGGACUCCUGUGAAUCCUUCGUUAGCAUACACUUUUAAUACGCUUUUUGUUUUUCCAACAGUUUGGUCCAUUGUCAUGUUUUAGUUUUUUUUUUUUAAAGAUUUUUAUAUAUAUAUAAUUUUUUUUUUCUUCCUUUUGUACAGUCAGUCAUUUUCCGUUUGUAUAUAGCGUUGCCUGAGGUUCACGGCUGUCCUCGUGUCUCGAUUUGACUGGGAAUUUAAGGACUUAUUAGGAGGAAUGUUGGGAAUCUCACUGUGGUAGGCUUGGAGAUGGGAACAUGAGCCGGGGCGGGAGAGAGAGAGAAAGAAUGUUUCUGUGAAACUGAUGUAAAUAAAGAUCUUAUAAGAAUUUAAAUGGA
Molecule: messenger RNA, 3484 nt
Organism: Clarias gariepinus (North African catfish)
Lineage: Eukaryota; Metazoa; Chordata; Actinopteri; Siluriformes; Clariidae
Gene: phf13
Product: PHD finger protein 13
Exons: 5
Coding region: 199-1236 (345 amino acids)
Biological process (GO): mitotic chromosome condensation
Molecular function (GO): chromatin binding
Source: RefSeq, a predicted model, not a curated record